Messenger RNA from Gasterosteus aculeatus aculeatus (three-spined stickleback), 5126 nucleotides. NCBI's taxonomy places the organism in Eukaryota, Metazoa, Chordata, Actinopteri, Perciformes, Gasterosteidae. The record is from RefSeq and is a predicted model, not a curated record.
GAACCGCCAAAGAAGAAGAAGAAGAAGCAGAAGGAGGAGAAGGAGGCGGCGUGACGUCGCUGCCCGCAGAGAGAGGCCCGUGCGGGAGCGAGAGGGACGCGCCGUGCAUGUGGAGGUGGGGUGAGGGGGGUGGAGGAGGAGGAGGAGGAGCACCAGCAGCAGCACACGCGAAACAAACCCGACCGCCGCGGUAACUUUGCAGAGACGACGGACCGCCAUAAUGCGGGCACCGACCCCGGAGCUGAUGUGACGGUGCACGCCCCGAGAGCAAGGGAGUACGCGGCGGACACCACAACCGCUCCCCCUUCCACCCCUCGGUCGGUCGUCGGACUGGUCUGGAGGACGAGGGCGAGGAGGAGGAGGAGGAGGAGGAGAGGACAUGUCCUCGCUAACCGUAGAGGAGGACCAGAAAUGGUUCCCCACGCACGUGCAGGUGACGGUGCUGCGGGGCAGGGGCGUGCGGGGCAAGGGCAAGCACGGCACCAGCGACGUGUACACCAUCAUCCAGCUGGGGAGGGAGAAGUACUCCACCUGCGUGGCGGAGAAGACCACCGAGCCGGAGUGGAGGGAGGAGUGCUCCUUCGAGCUGCAGCCCGGCGUGCUGGAGACCGGCUGCCCGGCCGGAAGCAACGAGCUGGUCCUCGUCGAAGAACAACAGGGAGUCGAUGGGACCGGAAGUGUUCUUGGGGACAGGCGGUGAUCCAGCUGGCCAAGCUCUUCACAGGAGAGCAGGGUCGUGAAAAAUGAGUGGUACAAACUCAACUCCAAGACGGGGAAGAAGGAGAAGGAGCGAGGAGACAUCCAGGUCACGGUGCAGUUCACCCGCAACAACCUGACGGCCAGCAUGUACGACCUCGUCAUGAAGGACAAGGGCGCCUCCACCUUCGGCAAGCUGAAGGAGCGCAUCAAGGGCAAGAAGAGGUGCAGCGAGGAGGACUCGGCGCCGGCCGCCCUGCCGAGCGGCUACGGCUCCCUCGUGCGGAUGCGGCAGCGGUUGCCGAGCGACGGCGGCGGGGAGGAGGACUACGAGGACGACGAGGGGGGCGAGGCCCGGCGGAGCAAGAUGAGGACCUUCUUCCUGAGGGGGAAGCUGAGGAAGUCGUCGGACACUCGCUCCAGCACGUCGCUGGGCUCGGAGAGCAGCGAGUCGUCGUCGCGCGGCGGCAGCCUGAGCCCCACGGCCGGCAUCAGCGUGGUGGUCUCCGACCUCUCCAACUCGCCCAGCAACAGCAGCAACCUGACGGCGGACAACAGCCCAGAUCACACCAAGUCGUCCUCUCUCAUAUGCGAGUUCGGCGACGACGACGACGGGGAGAUCACCAUCGCGGUGCCCCGGCCCGCCGCCAACGGACGCCUCCCUCGCGGCGUCCGGCCCACGGACCCGGGGAAACCCGCGGCCCCUUCGGGCCUGGCGCCGCUGCAGAGGUCUCUGCCGCUCUCCGUGUCUCUGCAGAACCUGCGGCCUUCCACGGACCUCCUCAAGAGCCCCGCGGGCGACGGGCGCCGCUGGUCUUUCGACAAGCCCUGCGAAGAGGAGAAGGCGGCCAUAGCGGCGGCCCUGGAGCAGAGCGGGCCCAUGCUAGGAGACGAGGAGGAGGAGGAGGAGGAGGAGGGGGGGCAGUUUGCUCCGCCCGGAUCGGCCUCCUCCUCCAGGGUGGAGUCGGGGAAGAAGCCGAGGAGCGACAUGUUUACCCAGCGACAGGAUGAGUCCCAACAGGCAGGCGAGCAGAAACACAAGGGCUGGUUUGGAUCAAAAGACUCGCACGCCAAACCCAGCCUGGUGGUGUCACCUAAACUAGAGCCCAGCACUGACCCCCGCCCACCACCCAGCCCCCCGGGUGCCCCCGUAGACCCCGCCCCUCUGGUUUCCCCCCUCCAUCACACUAACCCUUUCUCCCACUCACAGGCCGCAGCGCCUCCCAUAUCGCCCCGCAACCCCUUCUUCUCUCUCCUCCAGCACAACCCUUUCUAUGGCGCCACGCUAACCGCUCAGCCCCUAAAGCCUCCGCUGCCUCCUCUGCCCCAUCUCUCCAGCGCCCGGCCCCCCAUAGCGCAACUCUUUCCGCAGACGCGCGCCGACCCGCCCGCGGAGGCCGCCGCCGCCGCGAUGGACGAAGCCGGGGAACGACCCCUUGAAGGGGAGGUGCCGGCGAGCGUGAAGCUGCCCGGCGCCUCUGCGCGUGCCGGGGAGGUGGACCCGGACUCUGAGUGGGACGAAUGCUUCGACGCCUUCGCGGCCGGCCGGCUGCAGUCUCCUGAGGAUCCGACCGCCGGCAAAACGCAGCGGAGCGAUGCUCUGAACGCCGACGACGGCGCAUCACUACCCGCAACGGAGGCAAACGCCAACGAAGCACUACGCCGCCGACCUUCCACGGGGUCGGCGCCCGAUGCACAAAGAGCCGUGUUCCAGGUGACCGGCACGUAUCAUUCUGACACGUUUGCACAAUUCCUCGAGACGAUCCCGGAGCACGAGAGCUUUGACAGCGACAACGUCCCGCUAAGUAACUCACCAGAUGCUUGGCUCCAAGCUAAUCAAGCUAACAGUGCUACUAACGAUCUAAACCACACUAAUGCGCAUCGGGCCCCCUCCGGCCCCCCGUUUGUAGAGCUCAGCAGCAGCUCCCCGGAUCCCGGUUCUUCUGGUAUCGGCAGUUCAGAAGCAGAAGAGGAAUUCGUCUCCUGCCCGUCGUCGUUUUCAGACAAAUUCUGUGCGUCCUCCUCCGAGGAAGCCGAGGUACGACUCGUUGACAGCGACAUCCUCCGCUUUGAGCGAUCCUCUGACCCGUCGGUCGUAAGGCCCUCGGAAUCGGAGGACGACCCAAACGACCGGUCCGCCGAUCUGUCCGCAGCCGACGUGGGUCAGCGCACCGUCAUUCAGCACGGCGAGUCCUCUGAAUCGUCACCGGCACCGCAGACCCCACCGCUUACGCCUCAGCAGCACGAGAUCAACGCCGCUCCUCCGUCACCAAACCUCUCCGGCGCCGAGCGGCUUCCGGAGCUGCAGCCGAAGUCCAAAGAACCUUCACAGUUCACCGCUGAAUUAGACGGAUCUGCUCAGGAUUUCUUUGAUACCUUUGCGCCGGUCAGCGACACCGCGGGCGUGAUGACGUUCACGACUCCAGAGGGUACGCUGGCACACCCCUCGCUGCGUAUCAUAACCUCCUCGCCUGAGGCCAGCCUGCGCUCCCCGAACCCAUUCGGCUUUGUGGGCGAUCUCCUCAACGCCAGUAACAUGGCGAGCGGCCCCGGCCGAGACUUGGGCGGCGCCUCGCUGGCCGCGCGGGCGUCUGAUCAGAGCGGCAGCAGCGUGUUUCUGCAAAGUUUCUGUGCCAGCACGGACUCGCAGGACUACCAAACCUGCGCGUCUCACCAGACCUCAAAGUGCUCCAGCGGCCCGGAGCUGAACGAGACGCCGCGCUCGGCCAACUCGACGCUCUGUGGCGAGCUGAGCGACACGCACGCGACCUUGCCGGCCGCCGCUUUGGGCCUAGACGGUUCCACCGAUGCGUACAUGCCACGUGGCGAAGGACUUGCCGGAUGGGAUCGAUUCGCGGAGAUGUGGCGGCAACUCUCGAGCCAUGUUUCGAUGGCGGAGGCCUUCGGUUCCCCCCCGGCGAGCUGUAACCUGGAGACGCUCGCCGAGGGAGGCGACAGAAGACGGCACGUCGUCUCAGGCGACGCGUCGCCGAAGCGCCGCGAGGCACCGAGCGCUCCGCUGAACCGCUCGCAUUCUGAAGGCGAACUCACACCCGCCUUUGACGGACUCCUCCUGCUGCCGUCCUUCGGGAGCGACCCCGGCGCGGCACAGGAGGCCCCGCCCCCAGCUCAGCCCGGCCCCCGCCUCCCCUCGCUGACCUCCUUUGCUCCCUGUCUAACUCCUCAAAGCAGUAGCUCCCCUGUCGCGCGCUUUUCCCUCCCUCCCCCCGCCAACGCCACGGCGAGGCCGCCGCGCGCACCGCCGCCGCCGCCGCCAAGGCCAGUACACGAGGAGCCGCCGACUCGGCAGCAGCAGGCAGCCAAUCAGGAGAACAGCCCCCACCCGGUGAAGCUGAGCGCCGCCCCGCCGGCCGAGGAGAGGCGGACCGAAGGCCGGUCGGUGCUGGAGAAGCUGAAGUCCAGCAUCCACCCGGGGAGGAGCAGCGAGCAGGAGGCGGACAGGAAGAAGCAGCCCGUGACGGAGGGAGCGGGCUCGUACUACCACCUCAACCACCGGGAGCUGGUCGCCAUGCUGGUGGAGCGGGAGGCGGAGCUGGAGCGGCAGAAGGCGGAGUUCGAGCGCCAGAAGCUGGCGCUGGCCAAGCGGGAGGUGGAGCUGAGGAAGCUGAAGCCGCAGGUCAAAGACCUGGAGGACUACAUCGACACGCUGCUGGUGCGCAUCAUGGAGCAGAAGCCCACCCUCCUGCAAGUGCGCUCCAAGUUAAAGUGACGGGGAGAGAGAGAGACGGGGGUCUUUUCACUGCUGCGCUUGUCCUUUUUGAUACAGACGCGUCGGGGGGGGCGAGCUAACCCUCGUCCCCGUUGGAGGCUCUGGUUCCCGGGGCGGUUCUGAAUGUAGCGGGUCCUCAGGUUGUUUUCAGGUUCACACAGCCGGUUGGUUUCGAGAUGCAUCCAUUUGUAUGGACCUCGAUUGUGGAGACAGUGAUUCCUUCUGCUCACUUCUGUCACCGUAUCACAAGAGAAGCGUCCGACCGACUCCUCGCAAUGUUUUUCAAAGGUAUUUUUUAAGAAGUGUUGCGGUUCCGUGGGGAAAGGAGAGCGAACGACUGGUGGUUUUGCAUGUUUCAGACCAUUGACCACAAAUUGCACAGUUUGAGUCAAUGUUGGCCGUUUCUGCAGGAAACCAUCAGAGUUUAGAUUGAUUUUAUAUCUGUUUAGGCAGCCAUUGGUUUAGCUUCAUUUCAAUGCAGCAUGCAGAGACCUGCUCAGGAGAAGAAUCUAUCACAGGGGAACAUUUACUUUGAUUUUAUAGUGAUGCAGCGAGAGCUGAAGGAGGGUUCGGUUACCAGAGGACAUCGCUCUCAUAAGCUUGUAGGGCAGCAACUUUAGUUAUUUAAAAUCUAAAUUAAUCUACUGAAUAAUAAGGUGAUGUAAUUAUAAAAUGUUUGCAUCCUGAAAACUGGUUAAAA